Messenger RNA from Rhinocladiella mackenziei CBS 650.93, 2889 nucleotides. RefSeq lists its product as uncharacterized. NCBI's taxonomy places the organism in Eukaryota, Fungi, Ascomycota, Eurotiomycetes, Chaetothyriales, Herpotrichiellaceae. The transcript has a single exon. The record is from RefSeq and is a predicted model, not a curated record. Gene Ontology annotation, molecular function: RNA binding. Gene Ontology annotation, biological process: mRNA 3'-end processing by stem-loop binding and cleavage. Gene Ontology annotation, cellular component: mRNA cleavage and polyadenylation specificity factor complex. The coding region runs from base 1 to 2889 and encodes 962 amino acids.
AUGUUCACCUUGACGGCCUUGCUGGGGGCUCAGAGCAACUCUCGAGCCUCGCAGUCGAUCCUGGAGCUUGACGGUGGCAUCAAGGUCCUUGUGGACGUCGGAUGGGACGAACGCUUUGAUACGCGUCAGUUAGCUGAGAUAGAGAAGCAUGCAUCGACCUUGUCCUUUAUCCUGCUCACUCAUGCGACCACGUCACACAUUGGUGCCUUUGCACACUGUUGCAAGCACAUUCCCGUCUUCGCUCAGAUCCCCGUCUACGCCACUCCGCCGGUGAUUGCUUUCGGUCGUACCCUUCUUCAAGACCUCUAUGCCUCCUCCCCGUUGGCGGCCACGUUCAUUCCGGGCGCGGGCUCUUCCGACGACCACUUCAGCAACGAUGACAAGUCUCGAUCGAGUAUCUUGCGGCCGGCUCCGACUUGGGACGAAAUCAACAAGUAUUUCACCCUCAUUACGCCGUUGAAAUAUUCACAACCCCAUCAACCGACGUCUUCUUCAUUUUCCGCGCCGGUCGAAGGACUUACGUUAACUGCGUACAAUUCGGGGCACACCCUCGGUGGAACAAUAUGGCACAUACAAUAUGGUAUGGAGUCCAUUGUCUACGCGGUGGACUGGAAUCAAGCUCGAGAGAACGUCAUUGCGGGAGCAGCCUGGUUCGGCGGAGUGGGCGGCGCCGAGGUGAUCGAGCAAUUGCGCAAGCCCACCGCUCUGGUGUGUAGCAGCGUCGGAGCAACCCGGGCGGCAUUAUCGGGGGGCCGGAAGGCUCGAGAUGAAGCUUUGCUGGGUCACAUCAUGAGCAGCGUCGCGAAAGGAGGGACCGUCCUCAUCCCCACCGACUCCAGCGCCAGAGUACUCGAAUUGGCUUGGAUCCUGGAAAAAGCAUGGUCGGACCCCGCGAAUUCUCCGUCGUUGAAGAGCGCCCAAGCAUACAUGGCCACCAAGUCCGGGAAUGCCACUUUGCGACAUGCUCGAAGUCUUCUCGAGUGGAUGGACGACGGCAUGGUGCGAGAGUUGGAGGGAGACGAUGAAAACCACCCUCCCACCACACAGACUCACAAGCGGAGUGGCAGCAGCGGCAAGAACAUCAAUGGGACCACUCCGCUUUCGCGACCCUUUGAAUUUCAAAAUAUUAAGAUGGUGGAGCGAAAGAGUCAACUGGAAAAAUUGCUGAAAUCCGAAGGGCCACGGGUCAUCCUCGCCAGUGAUGUGACGUUGGAGUGGGGCUUCUCGAGGUCGAUUUUGGCGCAUAUCGUCCAGAGACCCGAGAAUCUGGUCAUUUUCACGGAAAGGGUGGUCGAGCGCCCCGGCUCUCUCCAAAGUGCCAGUCAAGUUCUUUGGUCUUGGUGGGAAGCACGUCAAGAUGGGGUGGCCCUCGAGCGAGCCCCGACCGGCGAACCACUGGAGCAGGUCCACAGCGGAGGAAAAUUGUUGAAGCUGAAGAAUGCCGAGAAGGCCCCUCUCAGCACUCAGGAGAAUCAGCGGUAUCAACAAUUCAUGGCAACACAGAGGCAGAUUCAAGACUCACUGGCAUCAACCCAUCCCCGAGAUCCCGCUGGAGCAGAUGACCACAUGGAUGAUGAUGACGAUGAUGAAUCGAGCUCCUCUUCGUCAGAUGAGUCGGAUGACGAGCAGCCCGGCCGCGUAUUGAAUGUCUCCGCGGCCCUGGGUCAUGGGACGCGAAACAAGCUCGCGUUAAGUGAUGCCGACCUGGGUAUCAGUAUCCUCCUGCGCAAGAAAGGGGUGUACGACUACGACGUGCGCAAUAAGAAGGGAAGGAAUGCGGUAUUUCCGUAUACACAUUCAAGGAGGCGUGGGGAUGAAUUUGGCGAUUUCAUCAAACCCGAAGAUUUUCUUCGAGAGGAAGAAAAAGAGCAGCAAGACGGUCCCCUCCAUGACGACAAAGCCGGAGGAGGCGUUCUAGGCCAAAAGAGACGGUGGGAUGAAGCGAGCCACUCCCAGGAUGCACUCAACAAGCGAGCUCGAGCCGAUGCGGUUCGGAAAAGUCCCUCCGGUGACUGGGGGGAAGAGUCGGAGUCAGAACGCUCGGAUGUCGAGACCCAAGCGGAAUCGGAAGGUAUUCAAGGCCCCGCCAAAAUUGUAUUUGCGACCACGGAAAUCACCGUGAAUGCGCGAUUAGCAUUUGUUGACUUUGCGGGAUUACAUGAUCAGCGGAGUCUUCAAAUGCUGAUACCCCUGAUCGGUCCCAAAAAGCUCAUUCUGGUUGGGGGAACCCGUGAUGAAACGCAGACCUUGGCCUUGGAUUGCCAAGAACUGCUCGGGGUCAAGGUCGGCGGCGUGGAAGGGGAACCGUCGUCCGAAAUAUUCACACCGCGGGAAGGUCAAAUCGUCGAUGCGAGUGUCGACACCAAUGCGUGGAUGGUCAGGCUCAGCCGGGAUCUGGCCAAGACCUUGCAUUGGCAGAAUGUCAAAACCACCAUGGGAGUCGCGACCAUUCAAGGUCAACUGAGGGGAGAACGCGAUCCCAAAGCGGACUUCCAUGAUGACCCUCAGUCGAAGAAGCAGAAAUUGGACACCGAGGUGUCUGUGCGAACCAAUCCCGUCACCAAUCGUCCUCUGGAGCCUGUCUUGGAUGUUCUGCCCGCCAGCCUGGCCGCAUCCACCAGAUCGGUGACCCAAGCUAUUCACGUGGGUGAUUUGCGGCUGGCCGACUUACGAAGAAUGGUGACCAUGGACGGCCACGUGGCCGAGUUUCGAGGCGAAGGCACACUCCUCGUGGAUGGGAUGAUUGCGGUGAAGAAGCUCGGUACAGGCAAGAUCAUGGUGGAGGGCGUGCCAAUUCGAGCCAGCUCCAUGGUUCCCAACGCGGCGGAUAAUUUUACGAGAGUGAAGCAAAAAAUCUAUGACGGACUCGCUGUUAUUACCGCUAGCUGA